Malassezia globosa CBS 7966 is the source of this 3810-nucleotide messenger RNA. RefSeq lists its product as uncharacterized. The coding region runs from base 1 to 3810 and encodes 1269 amino acids. NCBI's taxonomy places the organism in Eukaryota, Fungi, Basidiomycota, Malasseziomycetes, Malasseziales, Malasseziaceae. The record is from RefSeq and is a predicted model, not a curated record. Gene Ontology annotation, molecular function: phosphatidylinositol binding. Gene Ontology annotation, cellular component: intracellular membrane-bounded organelle. The transcript has a single exon.
AUGGACGAGGCACAAAACGAUCGCGACGUCGAGUCGUAUGCCAAAGCGGAGGCGUCGUCGUCUGAUUUAUCCUUGCUGCCAUCACCGCCGAUCUUGUCAAUGUCAUCAUCGAUGGUGGUACCGGUCGCGAUCGCCGUUCUUUCAUUCGUCGUCAUGCGCCUAGGGAUCCUGGCGAUGCUAUGCGUUUUCGCUUUAUCUUUUGUAUUUCUUUGUCAUCCAGUCGUGCGUGAGUACCUUGAACUGGCAUUUCCUGGUGACCAUUCCGCGGCAAGUCAAGCAAGGCACGAACAUGAGACAGCACAAGUCCUUCGUGGACGGGCACAUGACAUUGUCUCUCUCCGUGGGAAUCAAGUCAAUUCAAGCCCUGACAAGUCGAAGAAAGGCAUUCGUAUGUCAAUUGAUUUGCUUCCUGCCACACUGCAGCCAGAAAUACGCCAUAUUCUGCGCCUGGUCCGCCGCGACUUCGUUCAGUCUUGGUUUGAUCCCAUAUCUUUCGGUUCGGCAUCGUUUCCCACAGAAGCGAUAUCGUGCAUGGAGCAUGUACUUGCGCAGAUCUCGCUGCGCCUUGAACAGUACGAUCGUGCCACGGUUGCGACAGAGCUGUCACUCACUGCCCUGUCUGUCAUUGUUACUGCGAUGCAAAAUAUGCGCUCGGAAGACGCGCCUGCGCCUGGACUCUGGGACAAUGCAUCCGCCCGUAUUGAAAGCUUGCGCACAUCCAUGUACACACUUUUGUCACAAAGCCUGCCAGAAGAAGAGAGACGCUCGUCAAUGGUCGUGGAGCUACUCUCUGAAGUCUUGUCGAAGCAGUUGUGGAGUGCACUUCAAACAUACAGUGAUCCUGAUGUGAUCAACGGCUAUAUUCUGCAAUAUGGAAAGAGAACAUCGUCCUCUAUGCAUGUCUCUCGGGAAGAAGAACCAGUGUUUGUUCAUGGUGCUGAUUCGAGCUCAUCUGGUGUUACGUCAAAAGAUCCUUCAUCGGCGUCACCACUACUAUCUGGUGAGCCAUUAAAGCCCAAUCAUGCACCCGAAGCUCCAAUAAAAAAUCUAGACACGCAUCCUGAUUCGACACUGACACAGUUAGAUCCGAAAACAACAUCGCCAUCGGAAUUGAGAUCAUCACCGUUGCCGACACGAGCACGGACGUCGCCCAAGGCGUCUACAAAAAGUUCAGGAGUGCAGGAUUUGCUGAUCGACUUGGAGUCCGAGCAUGCAUCCCAGGAAUCAUCAAACUGCGGACAAUCACUGCCCAGCUCGACCCUUCCAGACCCGCUCGAAGAUGUGCUUAGCGAGCUUCGAGAGUCGCGCUCUGAGCAAGAUCUUGACGUUCACGCGCCAGGACAUGGACACCGGUCGAGCGACGACGUCAUACCGAAUGAAACGCCCGCAUCUUGCGAUGAUAGUAUAUCCAACAGGUCACUAUUGUCAAAGAGCUCGCCUGGACCGGAUCGCUCUCCUAGACCGGCGCAUUCCCUCUCGAACAAUAGCCUCUCGUAUCCGAACAAGACUCUUCUGCAAACUGAGUCAAGGGACGUAGCAGAUAUGCCUGAACACUCAACAUCUCUGCCACCAAGUCCUUCUGAUACACAUGUUGCAUUACCCAGCUCUGCAGCCAAGAGAAAUGAGCGAUCGAAAGAAAAAGGUCCAGUUGAUUUCUUUUCGAGUCCGUGGGCAGCUCCGAUGAAUGUGCCUUCGCAAGUGUCGGAGCCACCACUUCCCCCGUCAAUUGAAGACAGUCGCGUAAUGAAAGAGUCUUACCAGGUACGAUAUCCGAAAAAGGUCCAGGAAGUUUUGUCCAGGAAGGACAGCGACGUAUAUGAUGCAUGGGGAUCGUAUUUGGCGGCCAUCGAUCCGACUGCAGAGCCCAGUGAAGGCGCUGUACUGAUCCAGCUUCAUGCGAACUUAGAAGCACUUGAUGCUGCCGCUACGCACGAGUCGAGUUCACCUGCUUUGUAUACUAGCGAUGUGCGCGCAAUUCUUCAGACUUCACUACCAAUGCUCCCUAAACAAAAUGCGACGAGCGAGCUGCGAUCCGCCAUGGAGUCAAUUCUCCAACAUGACAUGAUCGAGCCGCCCAUGCUCGUUCCCUUGCGCAAUGCCCUCCUUCGGCGUAUGCAGGCGCUGUAUGACAUGUUUUUGGCAAGUGUUCGCGGUAAACCGCAGCAAUCGUCUGAGCCUUCGUCAUUGAAUACUGCAUCAUGCGCGAAUUCUAACACGUACGAACCGCGCCGUAAGCGUCCGCAAGCGACGAUGUCGUCCAUAAAUGUACCGCGUAACAUUUCAGUUGUGGAUCUAAGUGCGAACGCUGAGCCAGAGCAUGUUGUUGACUCACGCACAAUGCAAGUGCUUGUGACGGUUGAGGAAGAGAGCGACGACGGCUCUGGCGGCUAUGCUGUCAUUCGCACAUGGCCGCAAUUUGAGGCACUGCAUGUCGAUUUGGUCAGAAUGUAUGAACGACGACCUGUGGGAUCUGGUAUGUCUGGUCCACCUGCGCUUCCAUCAAUCAAAGGGCUGACAAGCUCUGUUGCUUGUGAUGCGAUUCGCAGAUACUUGCUAGAGCUGCUGGCUCCGUCACAUGCACAAGAUGGCAUGGCUUGGUACAGCUCUACUCAAGCUGUGCAUCGUUUUCUCGACAAGACACGGGCGACAGACGAAGAAUCACGCGUCUGGAACAACUUAUUUAUGCCAGGUCUUGGUGGUAUGGGUCGCACAUUUGCCACAGGAUUUGCUGGGGCUGCUGGCUCAGCGCGCAGGGGGAUCGGCCAACUCGCCCCAACCCCGUCCCGCGCUGGACGCAUUUUUGGUUUGAGACCUGACAUGACUGAGACGCGACCAGCUGAAGCGCCAGCACCAAAUACUGAAAAACACGGAGUUGACAAGGGGUAUGGUCUAGCGUUUGUGCCUAGAAAGAAGAAAAAUGAUACGGAGCGCGUUGACGAAAUUCCAGAUGGCCACGCUGCCGGACGAGGCGACGACGUGCCUCUGAAACACGAUCUUGUGUCCAAGAACCAUGCAGAUUCAGUGAGUGAUUCAUACGAGAAUAAGCCCUAUGUUGAGACAGAGCCUCACCCAUCAUGCCCUACUUCUGAUUCAAAAGCGACAUCGGCUGCACCAUCAUUGUCGUUGUCCAAAGAGACGCACGUCCCAUACGAGACCAGGAAGCGGGGACCCAAAGCUGAAGGAGAGACAGCGUCGAAUGCUUCUUCAUCGAAAACUUCUCCAGCCACAAUAUCCAGUGAGCCAUGCCCCGAAGAGACCCCGUCGCUUCACGACAUCAAUGUUUUGCUGACGGCCGUCUUUGCUGUCACACGCGAAGCGCUCAACAUGCACAAAGCGUGGACUUUGCAGCGGGGUAUGCUGCGAAUCAUCGAGCAAUAUAUCCGCACGACCUACGUCAGCACAGUUUCCAAGACACUCUCGUACUUUGCAAGCAAGCUGUCACUGAAUGAACAAGCAUCUUGGUUGAAAUACUUGCGCGAAUCGUGGUGGCCGAAUGAUGUGUGGAACACAGAGACAACACCCAUUCGGACAGAGGAGGAGAUUCACACACGCUACCAGGAAGCACGCAAAGUAGUCCUGAGCUAUGCACCUCCGCAAGCUGCCUAUGCGCUGGGUAUUGGUGGUAAGCAGGCUGUUUGUGACGCCUUGACGACAGUCCACAAGGUGGUCACAGAUCCUAUGGUAUCGUUGGAUCUCCACUUAGCCCUGCUGCUUCGUGUGAUCGAUUUGGCAAUUGGCACAGCGAGUGCGCCUGCAUCGGGAAAGAAUCGGGCUAGGUCCAAUCGCUCAGCGGCCGCAGCUCGCUCAUAG